This is a messenger RNA of Pseudophryne corroboree (corroboree frog), 1960 nucleotides long. Its product is annotated as carbohydrate sulfotransferase 1-like. The transcript is spliced from 3 exons. Gene Ontology annotation, molecular function: N-acetylglucosamine 6-O-sulfotransferase activity. Gene Ontology annotation, biological process: sulfur compound metabolic process; N-acetylglucosamine metabolic process. The coding region runs from base 239 to 1471 and encodes 410 amino acids. The record is from RefSeq and is a predicted model, not a curated record. Gene Ontology annotation, cellular component: trans-Golgi network. Lineage: Eukaryota; Metazoa; Chordata; Amphibia; Anura; Myobatrachidae.
GGAGCCUAUAUCAGUGAUCGGUCUGGUCUCUCCGCCUAGAUUUUUUUUUCCUGUAUUAGAUCAAGUGUGACAAGCUGUGAUUGGCUGGCAAUCAGAGAUUGCUGGAACAGAACACUAUUUAAAUAACAGUACUUUCACUGCAAAGAGGAUGCAGCUCUGUCACCAAGAGACUCCGAGAACGAUCUUAGGGAUUUCCAAAUGCUGGUUAUAAGGCGUACUGGAGCUAUGUAAAUUCUAAAUGAUGGAGUGUUCCUGGAAAGUGCUUGUACUGAUAGUCUGUACGUCACUGGGCAUUCAGUACACGGCCAUUAUGUCUAUCAGGAUGACCUUGAAACCUUCUUGUACAAGCAUGACAGUGGAGAAUCGGUGCGGACAAAUCAAAGAUAAUGUUACCAGAGCCUUGUGUGAAGACGUCAACAGCCAACAGGCCAGAAAGCACAUACUGAUAUUUGCCACAGCCAGAAGUGGGUCUUCAUUCCUUGGUCAAUUAUUUAACCAAAACACUGACAUCUUCUACCUAUUUGAGCCUCUUUACCACGUGCAGGACAUGUUUACCACUUCAAAUGAUCAACUAACAAUAGACAGGAGAUCUCUUCUUGGGGCCUACAGAGAUCUGCUACACAAUCUGUAUGACUGUGAUUUUUAUUCCCUGGAAAAUUAUAUCAAACCAGUACCUAAAGACCAUCUUACGUCUUCAUUUUUCCGAAGUGGUUCAAGUAACACUUUAUGCUCUCCACCAGUAUGUAACCAAACAGGGAGAAUAGAAGAAAGUCAGUGUACAAAGAAGUGUAAACCGCUAAACUUAACUUUAGCCUCCUUAGCCUGCCGCUACAAACAUUUGGCCAUAAAAAUCAUCCGAAUUUCCGAGAUCAACCAUUUGAGAACUCUUGUGGAGGACCCUCGACUUAACCUUAGGAUAAUUCACCUUGUGAGGGACCCCAGGGCAGUGCUAACAUCAAGGAUCAACACGUUUGUUGACCAGUAUAGGCCCUUUAAAAUUUGGAACUCUAUAGGCAAAAAGCCACACAACGUAAAUCUUGAGUUGAUCAGUAACAUAUGUAUUGAUUACAGUAAUUCGGUGGAGAUUGGUUUUAGUAGGCCAACUUGGUUGAAAGGUAAAUAUAUGCUUGUACGAUAUGAAGACAUUGCCAUGGAUCCAGUCAAGAAAGCUACUGAAAUAUACAGUUUUGUUGGUCUAGAAUGGAAAGAAAGAGUCUCCAGGUGGAUCGAAGAGAAUACAAAAAAAGCAGCUUCUUCUACUAAAUUCAACAAAUUUACAACAAUUAGAAACUCAUCCGAGACUGCCGAAAGUUGGAGAUUGCAUUUACAUUUCAAUAUUGUCCAAGCGGUUCAAGAAAUAUGCAAUAUAACCUUAUCCCAACUUGGAUAUCAAGUGGUGGACUCCAUACAGCAACUGAAAAAUCUCUCCCAGAGCCUUGUUGAGCCAAGGCUAUUUUUGCCGUUUGUUUAAGAAAGAAAGGAGAGUAAAAUCCUUGUGUCAGUCACAAUUUAAAACCAAGAGAUAUUAAUGGAAUAUCACAGUGCAAGUUUGAACAGGCUUGUAACAGCAAGUGACAAGAUGUAAAAUGAGAAAGCCAAUGCGUCUCAAGAAAAUUAAUUCUCAAAAUGAUGGUUCUACGUCUUGCACCGCUCUUUUCAAGUCAAAAAGUUUCAAUCAUUUCAGUAUAAAUAACAAAUUUCUUAUUUUCUUUUUCUUUUCUUUUUUUUUAAAUUAAAUUCAGUUUCUCAUUCCUGUGUAAAUGCGUUUCCUGAUAAAAAAAAUUGUUAUAGAGCCUAUGAAUCAAGGCUGCAGAAACUGUGGGGUGGGGUAACUCAGGUUCAGAUUUUCAUUGUCCUGGAAAUUAAUGUGAAUACAUAUUUCACUUAGGAAAAAAUGACAAUCAAAUUGCAUUUUAGAUUUUCUUAACACUAUUAUUUUGUUACAAUAACAUAUGUGAUC